CGGAGGCCCGGCCCGAGCCCCGCGCGCCGCGGGGCCCCGCUCCCGGCCGCCCGCGCUCUCUCCCCGCCGCCCGAGCUCGCCGUCCCGAGAGCAGGAACACGGGAACCUAGGAGGAAGACCCCUGCUCCAUUCAGUAAGAGGAGCCAGCGAGAUUCGUUCCGGACAGCAGAACGGAAGAGAGAACAUUGAUGGCUUUCCCACCGCAGUUUUUAAAGCAUUUGUGAAUACUGGGGAAGGAAUCUGUCCUGAUUCUGAUGCAGCUGAGAAAAAUGCAGACCAUCAAGAAGGAGCAGGCAUCCCUGGAUGCUAGCAGCGGUGUGGACAAGAUGAUGGUGCUGAACUCUGCGUUGAGUGAGGUCUCGGAAGACUUGACAGGGGGUGAAGAGCUGCUUCUGAAUGAAGGCAGCGUGGGGAAGAGCAAAUCUUCCGCGUGUCGGAGAAAACGGGAAUUCAUUCCCGAUGAGAAGAAGGAUGCCAUGUAUUGGGAAAAGAGGCGGAAAAAUAACGAAGCUGCAAAGAGGUCUCGGGAGAAACGUCGACUGAAUGACCUGGUUUUGGAGAACAAACUGAUUGCCCUGGGAGAAGAAAACGCCACUUUAAAAGCUGAGCUGCUCUCCCUAAAAUUAAAGUUUGGUUUAAUUAGCUCCACAGCCUAUGCCCAAGAGAUUCAGAAACUCAGUCACUCUACCGCUGUGUACUUCCAAGACUACCAGGCGUCCAAGUCCAGCACCGGCCCCUUUGUGGAUGAGCACGAGCCCUCGAUGGUGACGAGCGGCUGCAUUUCUGUCAUCAAGCACUCCCCGCAGGCCUCCCUGUCCGACGUUUCUGAAGUGUCCUCGCUGGAACAUUCGCAGGACGGGGCUGUGCGGGGUGGCUGUGGGAGCCCCGAGAGCAAGUUCCAGGCCAUCAAGCAAGAGCCCGUGGAACUGGAGAGCUACUCGAGGGAGCCUGGUGAUGAGCGGGGCGCCUACCGGGCCUCUGUCUAUCAGAACCUCAUGGGGACCACGUUCCCCAGCUAUUCCCACUCUCCCCCUCUGCUGCAGGUCGCCCGGUCCUCCAGCAACUCCCCCAGGACGUCGGAGACAGAUGACGGCGCGGUGGGGAAGUCCUCCGACGGAGAAGAUGAGCAGCAGGUUCCCAAGGGCCCCAUCCAUUCUCCCGUGGAGCUUCAGCGCGGCCAUGCCACCGUGGUGAAGGUUCCAGAAGUGAACUCCUCCGCCUUGCCGCACAAGCUCCGCAUUAAAGCCAAAGCCAUGCAGAUCAAAGUAGAAGCGUUCGAUCACGAGUUUGACGCCGCACCGAAACCGGCCUCGCCUAUGGACGGGACGCCCAAGAGACAUUUCGAACUCGAGAAGCAUACUGCCCCAAGUAUGGUACAUUCUGCCCUCACCCCUUUUUCAGUGCAGGUGACUAAUAUUCAAGAUUGGUCUCUCAAAUCGGAACACUGGCAUCAAAAAGAACUUAAUGGCAAAACUCAGAAUAGCUUCAAAACUGGAGUUGUGGAAAUGCAAGACAGUGGCUACAAAGUGUCCGACCCAGAGAAUUUGUUUCUGAAGCAGGGGAUAGCAAACUUAUCUGCAGAGGUGGUUUCACUGAAGAGACUCAUAGCCACACACCAAAUCUCUGCUUCGGACUCUGGGUGAAUUACUACUGAAAAGCUCUGGGUCUUUAGAAAGCCGUCAUUUGCAAUAGAUGAGUACGUUUUGUAUUAGGCUGAAUUUUCACUGGACCCGUGAUGUCAUUCCACUGUAAUGUUCACACAUUGUCUGCUGGGUGUCUUUUUGUGCACAAAUUAUUAUGGAAAUUAGAUUGUGUUAUCAACUCUGCCUUCUGUAUAGUAAAAUAGUCCAUACAAAGCCUGUAUAUAUUGAACAUUAUUUUUGUUGUUCUAUUAUAAAGCGUGUCAGUUACCAGUUUCAAUAAAGGAUUGGUGACAAACACAGA
Molecule: messenger RNA, 1944 nt
Organism: Zalophus californianus (California sea lion)
Lineage: Eukaryota; Metazoa; Chordata; Mammalia; Carnivora; Otariidae
Gene: NFIL3
Product: nuclear factor, interleukin 3 regulated
Exons: 2
Coding region: 255-1643 (462 amino acids)
Biological process (GO): circadian rhythm; immune response; transcription by RNA polymerase II
Cellular component (GO): nucleus
Molecular function (GO): DNA-binding transcription factor activity; DNA binding
Source: RefSeq, a predicted model, not a curated record